AUGGCUGAUUGGCGGCUUACAGUCGGUUUUUGUGCGACUCUUGGGUCUAGUCUAAGGGACCCUGUUGCCAGAUGCAAGGCAGUCGGGCCAGAGAAAAUAGGGUUACUCGCCGAAAAGCCUGCAAGCACAAAGACCAACUUGUACAGAGCAAGUAGGUAG
Molecule: messenger RNA, 159 nt
Organism: Trichoderma asperellum CBS 433.97
Lineage: Eukaryota; Fungi; Ascomycota; Sordariomycetes; Hypocreales; Hypocreaceae
Source: RefSeq, a predicted model, not a curated record